Molecule: messenger RNA, 6716 nt
Organism: Ostrinia furnacalis (Asian corn borer)
Lineage: Eukaryota; Metazoa; Arthropoda; Insecta; Lepidoptera; Crambidae
Product: serine-rich adhesin for platelets
Exons: 5
Coding region: 93-6317 (2074 amino acids)
Cellular component (GO): extracellular region
Molecular function (GO): chitin binding
Source: RefSeq, a predicted model, not a curated record
UUUUCGAUUAACUUGGUGGUGAAUAUUAUCAGGUCCGAAGAUAACGCAAAAUGGCUUCAUCAUAACCACAGAACCGGACGGGAUUGGCAAAUAUGGGGAUGACACUUGCGGGGUUCCUUCUGCCGCUACUACUUGUUCUACCCGUAAAAGGAGUAGACUUAAGAAAUGGCACGCUACCCGAAGAUGCGCGCGAAGCAAGGGCAAGCAAGCGAGUUGUGAGGUUAUACUCAGGUACCAGGCCGAAACCGAUCGUGUGUGAACAUGAAGGCUUCCAAGCAGACCCUGCAGACUGCACCAUCUUCCAUCGCUGCAUGAAAAAUGGAAACGGGAGAUAUGUGUCGUUUAAGUUCCAAUGUGGCCCAGGAACCAUAUACGAUCCAGAUACUGAAAUAUGUAAUCAUCCACAAAGCACAAAGCGGACCGAAUGCGGUGGCAGUUUACAUAUCCCAAGCGUUGAAUUUGCUUUCGAUAAUGAGAUAAAUCGAGAAGUUCCAUCGCCUAUAAGUACUAGACAUCCGGAAAGUACUGAAAAAGUUGUAGCCAUACAUCAUUUUUCUACACAAAAAACAACACGGCCUGAGACAUCGAGUUUUGCAUCGAAAUACCCGUGGGCAUUAACGACUCAUCUGUAUUCAAAUGCCGCUGUUUCUACAUUGGCCCCAUUUGUAAAUAAACAACAGCAAACAGAAUCUUCUAAAGCACCAUCGACAAAACGAGAAGUCCCAUCUAGUUAUUUUACAACGCCGUUUUCCCAGAAACUUUAUUCAACUACAGCCAAAAUAGAUUUUCAGUAUCCAGCGUCAAAUUUACAAUCUGGGGACCUUUGUACAGCUAAUGGCUUUAUGGGCGAUAGCGAGAACUGUCGCAAAUUUUACAGAUGUAUAAGUAACCAACGAGGUGGUUUCAUUAGAUAUGAGUUCUUGUGUAACGAUCCCACGAUUUGGGAUGAAGAUAAGAAAGCUUGUAACCAUGCUUGGGCUGUCACAAGAAGAAGAUGUGGCAGGGAAAGUUUUAUAGAUGAUAAAAGUGAGUCCAAAAAAACUGUAAUGAAAGUAACUCGGUCUGAACUCACCACCACUAGCAAAACCACCAGUUUACCAUCUCAAUCGCAGUUACAGAUAAAUUACGGUUCAAAGGUAACUCAAACACAAACUCAAAUAAGUAAUGGGUCUGUUGUACAAAAUCAAACCCAAAUUAACUAUGGAAAUGAUACAAACAUCAAAAAUGAUAAGCCUAGUAUUGUUCAAAAUCAAACACAAAUUAGUCACGGAAACGCAGUAAGUCAAUCACAGACUCAGAUUAAUUAUGGCGACGAAGCGGUACAAACACAGUUGCAAAUAGAUCAUUCAAAGGAAGCUAGUCAGGCCCAGAUGCAAAUUAGUCAAACUUCAAGUACUACAAAAACUACUCAAUACAGUGACCAUCAAAUGGUCUCAACUACAAGUUCCAAUAAUGGGUGCACUGAGAGUGGUUUCAUGGGAGACUCAAAAGACUGUAAGAAAUUUUACCGUUGUGUUGACAAUGGAAAAGGUGGAUUUACUCGAUAUGAGUUUUCUUGUGGAGAAGGGACUGUAUGGGAUCCAAAUCUUGAAGCUUGUAAUCAUGCGUGGGCUGUUAAAGAAUGUGGUGGAAAAGCACCAUCUGGAUCUACAACAAAAAGUACAACAAAAGUACCACAAAGUACGACUAAAGUUUCUGAAAUUCCAUCAACUUCGUCUACAACAACAUCUUCUACUACUUCAACAAGCACUCAAAAUUACUAUUCGACUACAGAGUCUGAAGAUGAUGAUAAUAAUGACAUUGGUUACGGAAACCAACCUGUAUCGCCUGCAACAGCUAAGCCUGCAGAACAAGUUACUACUGAAUAUAAAGAACCACAAAGUCCUAGCGAUAAUAAAUGUAAAUCAAGUGGAUUUAUGGGUGAUAAUAAAGAUUGCAAAAAGUUUUAUAGAUGCGUGGACAAUGGAAAUGGAGGAUACACUCGAUACGAAUUUUCUUGCGGAGAAGGUACAGUUUGGGACCAAACCAUUGAAGCAUGUAAUCAUGCAUGGGCUGUUAAAAAUUGUGGUGGAAAUGCUGAAUUCGAACAUCCCACGGAUAAGUCUACAACUACAACUAUAGUAUCUACAACAAGUACCCAAACAUCGCCACAAAAUGAUGAUUAUGACACGGGAUAUGGGCUACAGCCAUCACAUGAUCAGCCAUCUUCUACAAUUAAACCAACUACAAUAAAAUCAACUACCACAACACUUCAAUCAUUAUCUUCUGAGUCUAGUAUUGGAAAUAUUUGUACGUCAAGUGGUUUUAUGGGAGACAACAAAGACUGCAAAAAGUUUUACAGAUGUGUCGAAAAUGGAAACGGUGGGUAUACCAGAUACGAGUUCUCAUGUGGUGAAGGCACAGUUUGGGAUCCUAAAAUCCAAUCAUGUAACCAUGCUUGGGCGGUUGAAAAAUGUGGGGGUAACUCAGUGGAAGACGUAAAUAAAGUAGAAUCAACUACCCAAAAAGAGACACGUCCUACUUCUUCAACUUCAACCCAAUCCAAUGAACCAGAUGAUAAUAACGAUGUUGGAUAUGGACAACAAAGUCAAGAGCCACAACCUAGUACUAGUACAACAUAUCAUCCUGAAAAUCAGAGCCCAGGCACAAAUAAAUGUUCAACUAGUGGAUUCAUGGGAGACCCAAAUGAUUGUAAAAAGUUUUACAGGUGUGUUGAUAAUGGCGAUAGUACAUUUACGCGUUACGAAUUCUCUUGUGGUGAAGGCACAGUUUGGGACUCUAAAAUUGAUGCAUGUAAUCAUGCAUGGGCAGUCGAGAAAUGUGGAAGUACAAGUUCGUCUACUUCUUCUACAAGUAGCUCAACGACGCCAAUUAAUAACGAAGGAAAUUCUAAUAACUAUCCUGUACAAAGUGAUGAGUAUCCAAGCCAAACUACAACUUCGACGGUAACUUCUUUAUCAACAACCUCCUCAUUAAAUGUAGACAAUAAUUGCCAAAACAGUGGUUUCAUGGGUGAUACUCAAGAUUGUAAAAAGUUCUAUAGGUGUGUCGAAGAUGGUAAUGGAAAAUAUACUCGCUACGAAUUUGCUUGUGGUGAAGGAACUGUUUGGGAUCAAAGCAUAGAAGCUUGUAACCAUGCUUGGGCUGUAAGUAGACACUGUGCCGAUGAAGGGAAUAAUAAUCAAUCCGGUAAUGUGGAACUUACGACCCAACACUCUUCAAGUUCUGAAACAGAAAAAGAAGAUCAAAGUUACAAUAAGCCAACUACUCAAAAAACAUCCACUUCGACUAUCUAUUCUGAACCAUCAGGAUAUGAAUGUACUCAAGAAGGAUUUUACGGCGAUAAUAAUAACUGUAAAAAAUUCUAUAGGUGUGUUGAUAACGGACAAGGUGGUUUUAUUAAGUAUGAAUUUACAUGUGGCGAAGGUACAGUAUGGAACCAGGAUGUACAAACUUGUGACCAUGAGACUUCUGAUAGUAAAUGCAGUUCUCCAGCUCCCGGACCUACGACUACGAAGCCAAAUUAUGAACAGGACACUAUGUCACCAGAGUCUACAACAAAAGCGCUGGAAUCCUCAACAACACAUAGUGAAAAUACUUCACAAAAACCGCAAUCACCUAGCAAUAAAUGCGAAAAUGAAGGAUUUUACGGUGAUCCAAAUGAUUGCAAAAAGUUUUAUAGAUGUGUGGAUGACGGCAAAGGUGACUUUACAAAAUACGAGUUUACUUGUGGUGAUGGCACUAUCUGGGACCAAGAAAUUUUAGCAUGUAAUCAUGAAAGCAGUAAUAGCAAAUGUACGAGUAGUAACAUGAAUCUAGCAACUACAACUUCAGCUACAGAUACUGGCUCAGGCAGUUCAUCAUCAACACAAGAAAAUCAAACAACUCCCAAACCUGAAACGACUAGUAUUAGUUCAGGUAGCGAUAAAUGUGCAAUGGAGGGAUUCUUUGCUAAUACAAAUGAUUGCAAGAAGUUUUACAGAUGUGUAGAUAAUGGAAAGGGCGGUUUCACCAAAUAUGAUUUCACAUGUGGGGAAGGUACCGUCUGGGUCCAGGAAAUACAAGCUUGUGAUUACGAUAAUGAUAUAUCAAGUUGUACCAAUAAAGAUAGCUCUUCAAAUCCUCAGACUAUAGAAGAAAAGCCCGUACCUACAGAAUCUUCCCCAACAGGACAAGCAACUUCAGAUUCUCAACCUUUAGAUAAGGAAGACGAUGAGUAUCCAAGCGAAAGUUCUAGUAAACCGUCAAAUACAGAUGAAAAAUGUACAUCUGAAGGCUUUUUCGGAAACAAAAACGAUUGUACUCGAUUUUAUAGAUGUGUCGAUAAUGGUCAAGGUGGUUACACAAAAUAUGAUUUUACUUGUGGCGAAGGUACUGCGUGGGAUUCAAAUAUUCAGACUUGUAAUCAUAAAAGUGAAGUUGAUAGUUGUCAGAAAACCAACCAAGAAAGUUCAUCUGAAGCAAGCCAUGAUGAAGGAUCUUCACAAACUACAGGAAGUACAAGUACAGGUAAUGAACCCACUAGUUCGAAACCUCCAAGUAAAGAUAAAUGUGAACAAGAAGGCUUCUUUGGGAACUCCCAAGACUGUACUAAGUUCUAUAGAUGUGUUGAUAACGGUAAUGGCGGGUUAACAAAAUAUGACUUUACAUGUGGGGAAGGAACCAUAUGGGACCAAGAUCUUACAACAUGUAACCACCCACAAGACGUGGCUAAUCCAUCGUGUAAAAGUGAUGAAGAUAAUCAGUCAUCUUCAGAAAUGUCAUCGUCUACAGAGGGUUCAUCGUCAUCCUCAGCUUCAUCUUCAUCAACUGCGUCCCAAAGUUCUGAAGGAACAACUGAAAGUAGUAAUCAAGGAUCAUCUAAUUGUUCUCAAGAAUCUUCGUCUAAAAAACCUGAAAGUCAAAGUGUAAAGUGCGAGAAAGCAGGAUUCUUUGCAGAUCCAAAUGAUUGCAAAAAGUUUUAUAGAUGCGUUGAUUGGGAUGGUGAUGGAAAGCGAUUUUCAAUUUAUCAUUUUGACUGUGGAGAAGGUACAAUUUGGGAUCCACAACUAGAAACAUGCAACCACGAAGACUCAGUGUAUCCACCACGUGACUGUAGUGGAAGUCAAAGUGCAAACGCUUCACAAGAAACAACUUCAACUACAACACAGAAAUCCACAACAACUGAACAGAGUUCUACAACAGAAUCGACUACAACUCAAUCAUCUACCGAAGAAAGUACAACUCAACAAAUAUCUUCAAGUGAGCAAACUACUCAACAGACGACGACUGAACACACCACAACUCAAGAACCAAGCACAAGUGAAUCAGUUACCACUGAAAAAACUACUACAACAACAACACAAGAACCGACAACGACGACUACUACCCAACAAUCAUCUACUGAUGGAACAACUACUACCCAGCAAUCUACUGAUGGAACAACUACUACCCAGCAAUCUACUGAUGGAACAACUACUACCCAGCAAUCUACUGAUGGAACAACUACUACCCAGCAAUCUACUGAUGUAACAACUACGACACAGCAGACAACUGAUGUUACAACUACUACACAGCAAAACACAACAAGUGAAACUACGACUCAAGAAUCUUCAAGCACAGAUGAAACUACAACAGAAUCAAUGACAACAGAACAGCAGUCAACUACUACAGAAAAAUCUAGCGAGCAAAGUACUACCCAGCAGCAAACAACAACUGGACAAGAAACCACCACUACUGAAAGUACGACCACAGAAAGUAGUCAAGGCACGACAUCACAAGAAACAUCGGCUGAAAAAGACUGUCCCGAAACUGAGGAUGACCAGUAUUUGUAUGUUUGCCCAACCUCAUUCAGAAGGCACCCUAAAUACUGUAACAUGUUUUAUCAAUGCACAGAAGACAAUGAUAGUCAUGACGUGAAAAUAGCUAGUUUCAAAUGCCCAAAUAACACAAUUUAUGAUGAAAGCAAAUCACAAUGUGUAGAAGAAGAUAAGGCAGAUAAGAAAUGUAAUGGUCAAACAGCGCAGCGGCACAGAGUCAAACGAUUGAACUUAAAUUACAAAGAACCGAUCGAGGCCAGCCGCAGCAAGCACACUUGUUCUGGUGUGGGAUAUUAUCCAUACGAAGAAAAUGAAUGCUCUGGAAUAUUCCUUAAGUGCGAAUCAACGAAAGCGGGCAAAAUUAGAGGCUACGUGUACCGAUGCCCUGAAGGAUACACCUAUUGGUCCAUAAGCAAACGUUGCGAAAAGAGAAGCCAUAUGAAGGGCUGCAAGCAAUCGGAUAAAAGUUGGCGGGAACGAUGGGAAAUCCCUGUAGAGAAAAAGAAUAUAGCCAAGUGAUAUUGGGAUGUAUAUUUACUGACACAUACUAGUAAGCAUCAAUGUUUGCAAGUACUUGUAGUAUCGACUUUUAAGAACUCAUGUUGUACAUAUUAAUAAUAAGUUCUAAGUAAGUUAGAUAAUGUAGGAUUGUCAUAAUGGCAUGAGAUUAGAUCUUAAACACACCACAAUAUUUUGGUAUAAUUAAUAAUUAUGGAAUGAUAAAUAAUUAAACAGACCAAUAUUACCUAUUAGAUGAUUUACUAGUCUAGUCUAUUAAAAAUGUGUUGUUUAAGAUGAGUAACAAUGAUUAAGCUGCCAUAAUGUUAAGAUAAAAAAAUCUCAAACUUGUGAACAAAAUAUUGUACUAACUGAACAAUAUUUUGAGCACGACUGAAUUUUAGUAUUUAAAAUUAUACG